Messenger RNA from Candidula unifasciata, 849 nucleotides. Lineage: Eukaryota; Metazoa; Mollusca; Gastropoda; Stylommatophora; Geomitridae. The record is from the annotation of a GenBank genome assembly.
AUGGCAGACCAAGAGCAAAAAGCGAUUAAUUAUAUCGCUGAGGCGGAGAAGAAAUUAAAAUCAUCCAAAGGGCUGUUUUCAUCCAUGUUUGGGGCAGGGGGAUCAAAGCAAGAGGAAGCCUGUGAAUUGUAUAUCAGGGCAGCAAAUGCUUUUAAGAUGGCGAAGAAAUGGCCACAGGCUGGCAAGGCAUUUGAGGAUGCAGCAGAGCUUCAGUUGGCCAUGGGAAGUAAACAUGAUGCUGCCACAAAUUAUAUUGAUGCAGGAAACUGUUACAGGAAGGCUGACCCAAAUGCUGCUGUUAGUGCAAUUCACAGAGCCAUAGAGAUUUAUACAGACAUGGGGCGAUUUUCAAUUGCUGCCAAACAUCAUAUUACAUUGGCUGAAAUAUAUGAAACUGAAUUGUCAGAUAUUGAAAAGGCAGUCCAAAACUAUGAGCAAGCUGCAGACUAUUAUAAAGGGGAGGAAUCAAACAGUACUCUGCGAACACUAGAAAACUAUGAUAAAGCAAUAGAAAUCUAUGAGCAAGUUGCAACUUCCUGCAUGGACAAUUCUCUUCUAAAGUACAGUGCCAGAGAUCACUUCUUCCGUGCUUCCAUCUGUCACAUGUGCAUGGACAUCAUCAAUGCCCAGGUCGCCAUUAAAAAGUAUGAAGAGAUGUUCCCAGCAUUUGCAGACUCCAGAGAAUGUAAACUUGUUAAGAAACUGCUGCAGGCUGUUGAGGAUGACAACAAAGAGCAGUUCACAGAGUCGCUGAAAGAAUUUGACAGCAUAUCACGCCUGGAGCCAUUCCUCACCACUCUCUUUCUGAGGGUCAAGAAACAGCUCAAUGCAGAACCAGAACUAUGCUAA